Molecule: messenger RNA, 572 nt
Organism: Passer domesticus (house sparrow)
Lineage: Eukaryota; Metazoa; Chordata; Aves; Passeriformes; Passeridae
Product: feather beta keratin-like
Exons: 1
Coding region: 1-360 (119 amino acids)
Cellular component (GO): intermediate filament
Molecular function (GO): structural constituent of cytoskeleton
Source: RefSeq, a predicted model, not a curated record
AUGGCUUGCUACGACCGCUGCCGACCCUGCGGACCCACCCCGCUGGCCAACAGCUGCAACGAGCCCUGUGCCCUGCAAUGCCAGGAUUCCCGUGUCAUCAUCGACCCUGCCCCUGUGCUGGUCACCCUGCCAGGACCCAUCAUGACCUCCUUCCCCCAGAGCACCGCCGUCGGAUCCACCUCCUCCGCUGCUCUGGGCACUGAGCUCAGUGCCCAGGGACAGCCCAUCUCUGCUGGAUUUGGUGGCUUUGGCCUUGGCUAUGGCCAUGGAUUUGGCUAUGGCUGUGGUUUUGGCUACGGGCAGGGCUAUGGCUAUGGCCUGGGCUGCUAUGGCAGAAGGAGCUAUGGCUACAACUGCUAAGGGAUCUCAGCAACCAGUCCUGCAAGCAAAGCACCUUUGCUGGUCAUUUUCCUACUUGUACCUCUCACGAGAUCCCGACUUCUCCUUUCUCCUGUCCCUUCAUUCCUGUGCCUCAAUAAAGUUGUCCUGCAUCAAAGCCUCAUACGCGUCCUGCUCUUCUGUAAUUCCAGUGGUCUCACAGCCUUACCAUGCACAUUCCACACCUCAACAAG